GUUAGUAAUACAAAUUCAACAUUUAUAUCGUAGAAAAGAUUGCAAGGAUCAUUGCAACAAUUAUGAAAUGAAUUUUGUAUCUGGAUUCUACUUCGGGGGGUGGAAGGAGAGGAAGAUAUAUGGGAAGAGGCGGUGGACGCACUAGCGAGCAAACAUGGGAAUCAUUGGGCAUGGCUACAGACAAGUCACCGAGCAGCAAUGCAUACAUGGGGAGGGGUGGUGGAAGAGGUGGCCGAGGUAGUCAUCAUAGCGUACCUGUGAAAGACGAAAGGAAAGCGACUCCACCUAAUGAUAACGCUGUAGAUGUAGACCAAGAACGUGAUGCUAGUAAAUUAAAUAGAGGUGGUGGAAGAGGCGGUGGUCGGGGAGGUUCACACAGAGUUCCCCCCACAGAAUCAAGAGACCAGGAAUUUGAUGAAUAUAUAAAGUGGCGUAGGGGUAUAAACCUCAGAAGGGGAAGAGGCUGGGGUGAGCGCGUUGUCUGGGACCAGGAUCGGAGAGGAUGGCCCCCAGUUAGAAACGAUAUUCCAGACCAUCGAAGGCCUUACAUUUUACGGGGCAGAGGUGGGUCCAGACGCGGAAGAAGUGGGUUUGGCCGAGGAGGUGGUAGAAUUCGUUAUGAAGGAAAAGAACAAAGGUGGUAGCAAUUAGGCAUAUAAUAGAAUAUCAACACAUCGGUCCCUCUUGUUUUGUAAUUUUGAAAAUAUUAUGCUUCAUUUAGUUUGAUUUGAUAGUAUUCUCUUCUGCAAACUUUUCAUGCACAUUUACUUAAGAUAACUUGUAUAUAUGAUACAACCAUCAGAUUGCUGUAAUUAAUAAACCUUGCUGAUCAUAUGCUUGUUUAUUGACUAUAUAAAUAGAAGAUGUUCCUGAAAAAAUUAUGAAUUUUUGUUUG
Styela clava is the source of this 895-nucleotide messenger RNA. The record is from RefSeq and is a predicted model, not a curated record. Lineage: Eukaryota; Metazoa; Chordata; Ascidiacea; Stolidobranchia; Styelidae.